This is a messenger RNA of Plectropomus leopardus (leopard coralgrouper), 1019 nucleotides long. NCBI's taxonomy places the organism in Eukaryota, Metazoa, Chordata, Actinopteri, Perciformes, Serranidae. The record is from RefSeq and is a predicted model, not a curated record.
CUCCGCGUCACUGUUAAUCGUGUGUUUCACAGUUUACGCGGUGUGGCGGCUGCGGGAGAAGGUUUCUGACCGGACUCUGCAGUUUUUCAUGGACCGGGGUCACAUAAAGCGGAGGGACGCUGCUGAGGUGAGGUGGUCUCACGCGGUGAACAGCAGGGGUCACCUGACCGAGGCUCUGGCAGGUGAGACGCACAUGAUGGAGGCUGACGUCAUCAUCAGAGGUCAUGACCCCAGGGAGCCCGUCAUGGCUCACCCUCCGGACACGGACAGUGACGUCACGCUGCGGGAGUGGCUCGAGGAGGUGAAGGAGCGCGAGAAGGGGAUCAAACUGGACUUCAAGAGCCUGGAGGCGGUGUCUCAGUCUGUCCUCCUGCUGCAGGAGGUCCUGGACCACAACAGCUGUCCUCUGUGGAUCAACGCAGACAUCCUUACUGGUCCUGGGGGACAGGACAGACCUCUUGACCCUCAGUCUUUCCUCUCAGCUGUGAGGACUCUCCCCCCGCACACUGUGCUGUCUCUGGGGUGGACUACAGGGUCCACAGCGGGGACAGAUAACCCCGGGUACAGCUGGGACAUGGUGCACCUCAUGGAGGACAUCUGCAGAGACCUGAAACAUGCAGUCACCUUCCCAGUGCAGGCAGCCCUCCUGUCCCAGUCCCUGUCCCAGCUCAGGUGGCUGCUGCAGCAGUCAGACAGGUACUCUCUGACAGUGUGGACGGGACAGAAGGACGAGUACUCACUGCAGGACUUACUGUCCUACAGGACAGAGUUUGACGUCAGUAGGAUCUACUACGACCUGCCGGAGUCUCAGAGGACAGAGAUCAGUCUGACAACGCAGCAAAACACCCGGAAGUCUUGUUUAUUAUUUAUCUGUCUCUAGUUUCUGCUGUGGGACAGAGAUUCUCAAUUUAUGCCCCCGAGGGUCCUGAAAUCUGAUAAAAACUCUAAAAUCCUGGAAAUGUCCUACAAACAUGCUCCAUCCACAAAUCAUUUUCAAAAAUCACAUCAUUUUCAUGUUU